Molecule: messenger RNA, 1823 nt
Organism: Anopheles maculipalpis
Lineage: Eukaryota; Metazoa; Arthropoda; Insecta; Diptera; Culicidae
Product: zinc finger protein 28-like
Exons: 3
Coding region: 1-1800 (599 amino acids)
Biological process (GO): regulation of transcription by RNA polymerase II
Cellular component (GO): nucleus
Molecular function (GO): zinc ion binding; RNA polymerase II cis-regulatory region sequence-specific DNA binding; DNA-binding transcription factor activity
Source: RefSeq, a predicted model, not a curated record
AUGCAAAAGGAAGAUUUUUCAUUCGAUGUAAAUAAAAUUUGUCGGCUGUGCUUGCAGCAGCUCCAGGAUGGUUCAUUUUUGGAUAUUUUUACUAUAAAUCUCCCAGUGAGUCCGCUGACAAUGCUUAGCCGCUGUGUAACGAUAGAAAUCUACGAAAAAGAUGGAUUACCUUCGGCAAUGUGUAACAAUUGCUAUUACCAGUUGGAAACGGCAUUCGAAUUUCGCAAUCGGUGUGAAUCUUCCGAUCGAAAGCUGCGCGAGUAUCAAAACAUUCCCAAUGGCGAUGGCAAAAACGAGUUAUUGUUAUCUAUUAACGAGCAAAACGGAAACAGUAGCAAAGAGGAUGACAUUUACGCUGCCAUGUCGGAAAUUUUCGGACCGGAAGAGGAAACAGCCCCAAUAAUGACCCCCCAUACACUGAGCAAACUGCUUGAAGAAGCUCCAAAAGAACAGCCCGAAAUCGAAAGCGCAUCUUCCAAACCACCGAAAGUUAAAAUUAAACGACAAAUCAAGAGAAAAGCCCAGCUCGACAAGUUACUCGAAAAGCACAAGGAAAAACUAUGGCUCGACAGUACCAAGACGAAAAUAUUUCGCCAACGGCAAACGAUACCCAGACGAUCAGCGCUUGGCAGAAAGGGGGAAAAGUCUCGGAAAGCUUUUGAUGUUGAAGAAAGGCCAAAGCCGGGUGAAGAAAAUCCCUUUAAAUGUACCGUUUGUCAGCAACAUUUUUCCCGUUCCAGUUACCUUCGGCUGCACCAGCGCAUCCAUAGCAAUGAACGUAAUUUCCAGUGCGAAGUAUGUAGCAAAUUAUUCCGUACGUCUAGCAAUCUCCAUGCACAUCUUAAAAUACACACGGGCGAAAGAAACCACUUUUGCACCGUGUGUAAGCGAGCAUUUCGUACGGCACGCGACUUGGCAAGCCACAGCGAAACGCACAGCGAACAGAAAGGCUAUGUGUGCCAGAUUUGUAGCAAAGGGUUCGUUAAGCAGUCGUACCUGAACACGCACAUGAACACUGUGCAUGUGGGACUGAAGCGUUACCGGUGCCAGGAGUGUGGGAAACAGUUUUCCAACAGCUCCAACCUAAUAGCGCACCGGCGUAUACAUACCGGCGAGAAGCCGUACCAGUGCGGUGAGUGUGACUCAAAGUUCAAUCAAUCGUCCGCCCUGACACGCCAUAUGCGGCAGCAACAUCGACCAGUUCCACCUACCCCGGAACCGAUACCGCCGCCGGUUAACCGUGAAAGCGAACCGGAGGAACUGUCGAUCGAGGUGGAUGAAAAUCGUUCGCUUGAAAGUGCCGCCAGUUCGGAGCUUUCGGUUGCGACAUCCUUGAUGGACAGUCAAUCCUUCUCGUACGGUGGUAUGCCGUAUGCGCAAACAUUUGUUCCUCAACCACCAACAUCACCACAACCGCCAGCCCAGUCCGCGCAACACUUUGGCCAUGUGUCGCACCAACAUCACCAUCUACAUCAUUCGCAUCUGGCGCCUGGUCAGCAGCAUCAUCCCUACCCACAUCCACACCAUCACCGGCAUCACCAGCAGCAGCCCCAUCACCAUCAUCAUCACCAUCAUCACCAUUCGCAACCGAUCAUUCACCAGUCGAUGACGGUUAAUCAACCUGCGGCCAAUCUGUACACGACCGACUAUCUGCCCCCAUACCACUCGACGGCCCUGCCCAGCACGCAGCAAACGCACUACGAGCUCGGUGGGUACGAUAUGUGCUACAGUAUGCCAGCCUCAACCGUACUGAAUCCUAGUCUGAUGAACCCACAGCCGACGUACAUAUUCGAUCAGUGACGGGUAUGAAAAAGUAUCUGUAA